Aspergillus clavatus NRRL 1 is the source of this 2739-nucleotide messenger RNA. RefSeq names its product Kha1p. Gene Ontology annotation, biological process: proton transmembrane transport. Bases 1 to 2739 code for a protein of 912 amino acids. The record is from RefSeq and is a predicted model, not a curated record. Gene Ontology annotation, molecular function: antiporter activity. The transcript is spliced from 4 exons. Lineage: Eukaryota; Fungi; Ascomycota; Eurotiomycetes; Eurotiales; Aspergillaceae. Gene Ontology annotation, cellular component: membrane.
AUGGCGACGACCAGCAGCGUUCAUGCCAUCUCCUCCACACUGACCUCCGCCUCCGCCUCCAGCGCCCCGACCGUACCUCCACAGGGUGGCAUCCUCGAGGGAGGCAACCCGUCCAAAUAUGACCCCAAGAACCCCAUUGUGACCUUCAUCAUUCAGGCUGGCAUUAUCAUCAUACUAUGUCGCCUGCUGCAUUGGCCGCUGUCCAAGAUGCGCCAACCACGCGUGAUCGCGGAGGUCAUCGGGGGUAUCAUCCUGGGACCGUCCGUCAUGGGUCGCAUUCCGGGAUUCACAGAGGCCAUCUUUCCCGCCGCAUCAAUCCCGAAUUUGACUUUGGUCGCCAAUCUGGGCCUGGUGCUCUUUUUGUUUCUGGUGGGCCUCGAGACCGAUCUGCGGUUCCUGGUCAGUAACUGGCGUGUUGCUGCCAGUGUGUCCGCCGCCGGAAUGAUUCUGCCCUUCGGCUUUGGUUCGGCCAUUUCCUACGGUCUGUAUAAUACCUUCCGGAACGAGGCUGGAACGGUGCCGAUCAAUUUUGGGACCUAUCUGCUGUUCAUUGGUAUUGCCAUGGCCAUCACGGCGUUCCCCGUCUUGUGUCGUAUUUUGACCGAAUUGAAACUCCUCAGUACCAACGUCGGUGUCAUCGUGCUCUCUGCCGGCGUUGGUAACGAUGUCGUCGGCUGGAUUCUGCUGGCGCUCUGCGUGGCCCUCGUCAACGCUGGCAGUGGUAUCACCGCGCUGUGGGUUUUGCUCGUAGCGACUGGCUACAUCCUGUUCCUUGCCUUUGUCUUCCGUCCGCUCUUCAUGCGCUUCCUCCGAAAGACGGGCAGUCUGCAGAAAGGCCCCAGUCAAUCCGUCGUGACAAUCACCCUGCUCAUCGCCCUCGCCUCGGCAUUCUUCACCCAGGUCAUCGGCAUCCAUGCUAUCUUUGGCGGGUUCAUUAUCGGAUUGCUCUGUCCCCACGAAGGCGGGUUUGCCAUUAAAUUGACCGAGAAGAUUGAGGAUCUCGUCGCCGUCUUGUUCUUGCCCCUUUACUUCACCCUUUCCGGCCUCUCGACCAAUCUUGGUUUGCUGGACAGCGGGCUCGUUUGGGGAUACGUAGUGGGUGUGAUUUCGAUCGCGUUCUUUGCCAAAGUCGCCGGCGGCGCCCUGGCGUCCAGACUCUGUGGCCUCCUUUGGCGAGAGAGCUUCUCUAUCGGUGUUCUGAUGAGUUGCAAGGGUCUUGUGGAGCUCAUCGUCUUGAACAUUGGUCUGCAAGCUCGCAUCCUCAGCACCAGAACCUUCACAAUCUUCGUCGUCAUGGCACUGGUCACGACCUUUAUAACCACUCCGAUGACCACCCUGCUGUACCCCAAAUGGUACCAGACUAAGGUCGAGCGAUGGCGCCGCGGGGAAAUUGACUGGAACGGGAACGUCGUUGCUGGAGACAGCCGUCAGGACAGUGUGGCUGUUGCCAAAGAGCAACUUAAAACCACGCCGGUCCGGAAGCUGCUUGUUUACCUCCGGCUGGACGGCUUGUCCGGCAUCUGCACACUAGCUGCACUCUUAGGGCCCAGCCGCCUGGCCGCGCCACCCUCCCCUAAGGUGCACCCGACUAAGCUCAAGAACGCCUCCUCCCCCACCGAGAAUACCGCGGAGGAGUCGGCUCACUCAGAGAUUGAGCCAGAACCUGCGCUCAAAGUUCAUGGUGUGCGAUUGAUGGAACUCACCGACCGCGAUUCCAGUGUCAUGAAAGUCUCCGAGAUUGACGAUUACUCGCUGUGGGAUCCUGUCAUCAACACGUUCAGAGCCUUCGGUCAGUGGCACGAUAUCUCCAUCCUAGCCAACGUCUCCGUUGUUCCCGAGUACUCCUACGCCGACACCGUGGUCGGGAUGGCCCACGAGGAAAUCUCUGAUCUCCUCUUGAUCCCCUGGAGCGAAACCGGCGCCAUGAGUGAGCUUCAGAGUGGACUGGGGAUUGAUGAGGCGGGCCGAUUUUCCAAUGGGCCUUAUGCCGACUUUGUCUCCAACGUCCUGUCGCUCGCGAACAGCAACGUGGGUGUCCUAGUGGAACGGAGUCUCUAUAGCCGGAGUGCUGGGAAACAACGCUCGCAGCUGAAGCGGACUCCCAGCGGUCUCAGCCUCCGCAGCUCUAUCUGGGGCGUUGCCCCUGCAGCCGCUCGGUCCCAUCACAUCGUCUUGCCCUACUUCGGAGGAGACGACGAUCGCUUCGCCCUGCGCUUUCUUCUUCAACUGGCGGAGAACGAUCAGGUCACUGCCACCAUCAUCCAUAUCGACGUCCCCGUGUCGCCUCCUACAAAGGCCGCAGUCGCAGAUAGCAAGGGUACUGGGUCCCAUGGCGAAAGCUCAAAUGCUGGUUCGUCAAAUCUCUCGCGGGUGUCCGAAUCGCACAGUGCCUUCUUUGCCGCAAUGCGCGACUCUGUGCCCGAAGAGCUCCGAUCACGCGUGGUGUUUACUCGCAUCACACCAAAGACAGGCGAAAAGGAUUGGGUGGAGCUCGCUGUCAAUGCCGUGAAGGAAGAGAUGAGCCAAACCUCGCACAAGGCCGGCAAUCUUGUUGUCGUCGGCAGACGGAAUACCCACAUGGAUCUAGAUUCCUGUUUGGACGCUCCGUCCCAGGACGAAGUCGGAGCCGAUGCCAGCCAGGCGCUGGGCGUGGUGGGACAGGCGAUGGUGCAAACCGAGAACAGAAUCGUGGGGAACGUGCUCAUUCUUCAGGCUGGCGCAAGCGGUGUCGGCCGGUAA